CCACGAGGAAGAGUAUAGCCGGUAUGUAAUGUAACAGACUCGCGGCGCAUUUUAACAGUCAUCACCCAAUUCGUCCCCUCUUCCCCCAACCUUCGCGGCGGCGCUUUCUAGUCUGCUCUACGACCAACUCAAACUAAUAAAAAGCCAUACAAAAUGUCUGUUAUUACACAUACGCCAUUUCCAACCGCCCACCUUUGCUCCCAUGCUCCGAACCACACUAAAUCAUUCCUUCCCCCACCGAUGAUCCUCCCAAAACUCAAACCCCUCCGUCACCUCUCCUAUCACCUACGCCGCCGAGGCCUUGCUAUCUCCGCCGCUGCCGUCCGCCAAGACACCACUCUCUGGACUUCUGCUCCGCUGUUAGAAGUCUCCCCAGCUGCUGAGUCUCUUUUCCACGUCGCCAUCGACGUUUCUGAUUCCCUGGACCUCGCCUCCUCCUAUACCAAGGCUGGCCAGUACCUCCAGCUCCGCCUCCAGGACCCCAAUACAAAACCCUCCUUCCUCGCAAUCGCGUCCCCGCCUUCUACCGCCGCGUCGAAGGGAGUUUUCGAGUUCCUCGUGAAAUCCAUCACGGGGUCCACCGCGGAGAUCCUUUGCGGGCUGCGGAAGGGUGAUGUAGUAGAAUUGAGUCAGGCAAUGGGUAAGGGAUUUGAUAUUGAUCAAAUAUCCCCGGCCGAGAAUUAUCAGACAGUACUCAUUUUCGCCACUGGAUCUGGAAUUAGCCCAAUACGGUCAUUAUUAGAAUCAGGUUUUGGUGCGGAGAAGAGAUCUGAUGUCAGACUCUAUUAUGGUGCUAGAAAUCUUAAUAGGAUGGCAUAUCAGGAAAGGUUUAAAGAGUGGACUUCAUCGGGAGUCGAAAUUGUGCCAGUAUUAUCUAAGCCAGAUGAUAGCUGGACAGGGGAGCAAGGUUAUGUUCAGGCUGCAUUUGCUAGAGCCAAAAGAAUCUUCAGUCCUCGGUCUACUGGGGCAGUGCUUUGUGGACAAAAACAGAUGGCUGAGGAGGUUACUUCUAUUCUUGUGGGUGAUGGUGUAUCGAGCGAGAAGAUUCUAAAGAACUUCUGAAUACCAUAAUUUUGGAGGUUGCAAUGUUGUAUUAUUGUAAUUACUCCUCGCAUUCAUUCAUUUUGAGCUGCUGAGACUCAAUUAGCUCAGUUUAAAGCUACAAAAUAAAACCAAUUUUUGCUACACCUCAUAACUGUUGCAACUUUCAAUCCGAUUAGGUAAAGGAUGCAUUUUAAGUUAACCAAUUUUUAUGAAAAUUAUAGUCCUACUUAAUAUGGGAGAAUGUGAACAACUCAAACUCAUAAAUGUAUUUCAUGGAAAGAGAAGACAGCAAUUUUGCAUUCUAUGAAUUGAGAGUACAAAGGAUGGAUUGCAUUUUC
Messenger RNA from Olea europaea var. sylvestris, 1382 nucleotides. Its product is annotated as fruit protein pKIWI502. The transcript is spliced from 5 exons. Lineage: Eukaryota; Viridiplantae; Streptophyta; Magnoliopsida; Lamiales; Oleaceae. Bases 154 to 1062 code for a protein of 302 amino acids. The record is from RefSeq and is a predicted model, not a curated record. Gene Ontology annotation, molecular function: oxidoreductase activity.